GCCUUCUCGAGGAGGCAAAGGAUCCUCCCACCGGCUGUCUUAUGCGACACCAAAUAACAGCAAUGAAGCCAGCCUGAUGGUUGAUCGCCACCAUUGGAGGUCCGAUUUUUUGGGAGAAGGUGCGCUGUUGCAGCCCACUCAGUCUCGAUGAGUCUGACUUGUUGGAAUCCAGCCCACACCCGUCAACUGUUCUGAGGUGACUUUUAGAUAGACCUCUCUGAUUUCUGCUGUGGGUAACGUUGCUAUCAACGUGGUUUUUUAUAAAUUAGAUGCCCACAGCCACUCAAAGAGCCACUUGUUUCAUGAUAUGCCUCGAUAACCCGUCGUCAUUCAACAUAUGGUUUGGAUCUAGAUUGUUCGUCACUAUGGCCUUCAAUUUCGAUCGAUUUCGAAAGAAAGUCAGCACCCAAGACAGCUUCCAUGUGGACGCCGGUGGCAGCUCAAGCCGUCCAUCCUUGGAACCAGCAGGGUCAUCUUCUUUUCUGAGCAACGCCAGCAACAGAAGCAAAAGCCCCGACGACAGGCCCAGCGGCUCGCGCAUUCACCCUGGCAGUCUCUCAAAGGACCCCAGUUUCACCACAAGCAUUCGAGACAUGGUUAUUGGUGAUAAGAAGCCCAAAGGAAACGCCCCUGCCUCAAGCUGCAAAACUUGCUCCGUCCUGGGCUUUGAGGAGUUUUGCCAAAGCAACACUAUACCGACGGCGAAUUCAUGGGUUCUCGAUCUCGAAGACGUCAUAAAGAACUAUAGGAAGAAGAAAUGCAACUUCUGCAGCCUGCUUUUCGAAGCGAUAUGUGCUCAUGAUCCCUUCGAGCACCCUGCCAUCAAAGAACACAUGCCCCAAGCAUUUAUUGGUUGGAGCUUCGGGGAAUGGGCCGAGAGCCUUGACUGGAAGCAUAAGAUUCCUUGGUCGAGUCAGCCUUUUGGGAGGGGUCGCGAUGUCAUUCACCUCGAGCUGGAUGCGAAAGACAGCCAGGUGGGAGAUAAGAUGGGAUGGACCACCCACGAUCCGAACACAGUUCAGAAAGAUCUGGCAUUCGCGACCGAGGUGGCAAUCGCCAAUACUGCUGUUCAUCAUGCCAUUGAACAAUCUUCAAAGUCGGGUGAUCCAGAUACGGCCCGGAUUUUUGAGGCUGUACGUGGAGUUCUACCGGCGGUUGUAACACUGGUUAAUCGAGCGGACAACAAGUUGCCUGUUGGCAUCUCAGUGCAGACAACUGACGCCCAAGAUGGAUCUGGCGUAGGUCUGUUCGUCAUCGGGGUCUGGGGUUUCGGGUGUGGGCCAAAGCCACCACUGUCUUGCUUGGUCACUUUCAACCUUCGUGUAGCAGCGUCAUACCCCGUCCAAGCCGCUAAAUGCAGCCUUCGCUACGGCAACAUCAUUGGCAGCAGGAUCAACGUGGAAGAUGACUGCCGGAGCUGGAUGAUACACUGCCUCGAGAAUCAUCUUGAUGACUGCGACAAGCCGGCAUGGGCAUGCAAUCUCCCUGCUCCAGCAGGGGAGCAUUUCCGACUGGUCGACGUCAAGAAUGAACGUGUCGUACGCUUCGAGAAGCCGCCGAGAUAUGCUGCCCUCUCCUACGUUUGGGGAAAGGAAGGCAAAACAGCACUCAAUCUCCACGUAACAAACCUAGCAGACCUCAGCACAUCAAUCAACAAUCGUGACCGCACUGUUGCCAAAACAACCCGCGACGCCCUCGAAGCUACAAAGCGUCUUGGAAUCGAUUACCUUUGGGUGGAUAGUCUAUGCAUCAUACAGAAAGACAAAAACGGGCGUGACGACGAACCUGCUCGCUUGUCGCAAAUCCAUCAGAUGGACAGAAUCUUUGGGCAUGCUCAGAUUGUCUUGGUUGCUGCGGGAGGAUCUCAUGCGGACGUGGGAUUAGCGGGCGUGUCUCAAAGUCGGAUUUCGGGACAAAUCGCCAGCGAAGUUAUUCCUGGCGUCAAUGUUCUGCUCCCAGUCCAAUAUCCUCCGACAUACGGAAGAUGGGAUACCCGAGCUUGGACACUCCAGGAGAAGCUUCUCUCUAAACGAAUGUUGGUUUUCACGGAGAACCAUGUCAGCUUCCACUGCAAGUUCGGUGUUCUGCGCGAAGAUCUACCAGCUAUUCAAGCUGGAAACAUACCCCCUCCGAUCGCUCCUUUGGCGCCGCCGAAAACGCGGCAAGAUGUUUUGACGGCUACGAAGUGGGAUGGGACACCUGUUAUUCUAAGGUCACCCCAUUUCACGCAAUAUGUGAGAAUUCUGGAACAGUACACGAGUCGAGGCAUAACAGACUCAGCGGAUGUCUUGAACGGUGUAACGGGACUGCUCAAUGUCUUGGGGGCUACCAGCAACCCUCGGGGUAGAGACAUCAACGGCGAAUCUUUGUGCAUUCCGGGAUCCACCACAGUUCGACAGAAAGAGAGUACACUCUACGGUCUCCCUGAAAGACUCCUUGACCUCGCCCUUCUCUGGCAACCACCCGCGAGUGAGCAGGUUCAUCUGGUUAGGCGCCAUUUGGGUAAGACCGAUAGAGGAGCUUUCCCCAGCUGGUCAUGGGCUGGAUGGGAAGCACAUCCGACGACUUCAAAUGGCUACGCCACAGAGACUCACCCAGGAGUUCGUUUUGAGGAGCCAUUCUGGGUUUCCAGCUACAACGAUCUAUGUCUUCGAAAGAUUAUGGCAUUUGGACCCGAAGCUGAAGAGCGCUACAGGCCAUUGAUAACAUGGUACAAAAUUCAGGAAGAGAGUAUCCAGGAAGCAGACUCCCAUACAAAAACGAAAAGACGACCUGUCGCCUCAAAUAAGCCGGAUCACUUGCGAUCAUCAAACGUGAGAACUCAGUUGAGCAACAGAUCGUCCGAAGUUGAUGUUAGAAGCAAGCUUUCUCUUAUGCCAGUGAACAGCAAUGGCUUGGGGAUUGUUCUCGACGUGCCAGACGUAGCGAAAGGGCUCCUAGACCAAGCUCUGAAACUACCUACAACACAGACUUCGUCUGCCCCUGUUGGUCACAGAGGAGCAGCUCUUCCCCAGAUCCCGCAGCAUCUUCUCAAGGCACACUGUCUUGUCUGCGUAUCACAGGUUGCGCAGUUUACCAUGCAUGCCAUCGACAAGGCUCGUACAGAAAUCCUUUGGAAGCAAAAGCAGAGACCCAACAGCCGAUUCGAGAUUCCCAAAGAGAAUCAAGACAUGAGCACUGGAGCACAAGACCCAGAACUCGAGAUCGCCAAGGAGUUGCUCAUUACGGAAGCUGAGAUACGCGGCAAAGAUGAUGAGGUCGCUGGAUUUGUGAUUCCCACCAACAGCAAACAGUCAAUACACCUGAAGGCGUUUGAUUUUGUUCUCCUUUCGGAGUCUCAGUAUUGGGGUAACGAGAAGAGAGUGGACGUGAACGGCUUUCCGCUUUACAACGUCAUGAUGGUGGAGUGGGAUCAUGGAGGCAAGACUGCUACUCGUGUCGGACUUGGCAAGAUACAGAAAAAUGCUUGGAUGGCAGCAAAUCCGGCUUUAAGAACGGUGAUACUUGUUUAG
Colletotrichum scovillei is the source of this 3512-nucleotide messenger RNA. RefSeq lists its product as uncharacterized. The transcript has a single exon. The record is from RefSeq and is a predicted model, not a curated record. The coding region runs from base 270 to 3512 and encodes 1080 amino acids. NCBI's taxonomy places the organism in Eukaryota, Fungi, Ascomycota, Sordariomycetes, Glomerellales, Glomerellaceae.